Penicilliopsis zonata CBS 506.65 is the source of this 4404-nucleotide messenger RNA. RefSeq lists its product as hypothetical. Lineage: Eukaryota; Fungi; Ascomycota; Eurotiomycetes; Eurotiales; Aspergillaceae. Gene Ontology annotation, biological process: Ras protein signal transduction; positive regulation of GTPase activity. The record is from RefSeq and is a predicted model, not a curated record. The transcript is spliced from 2 exons. Gene Ontology annotation, cellular component: plasma membrane. Gene Ontology annotation, molecular function: protein binding; guanyl-nucleotide exchange factor activity. Bases 1 to 4404 code for a protein of 1467 amino acids.
AUGCUCAACGGCGCCGCCGGCGGCUACUCGUCCAGCCCGGAACCCGCCCCGGCCCUGUUCGUGCGGGCCAUGUACGACUACGACGCAGACGACCAUACCAGUCUGAGCUUCCGUCGCGGGGAUGUGAUUCAGGUUCUCAACCAGCUCGAGACCGGAUGGUGGGAUGGCGUCAUCGAUAACGUGCGCGGCUGGUUCCCCAGUAACUACUGUGUCGUUGUCACCGAUCUGGAUGAACUAGGUGAUCAGCUCAACCACUGUCGCAUCGAGGCCGACAUGAGCGCCGAGUCGGGCGUCGACUCCGAGGGUGAGGAGGACCAUGAUACCGACGUUGACUCCGAAGGAAACCCUCGUUACUCGCAACCUUUACUCCCGAUCGAAGGCCCCGUCAGUCGUGGGAGCAGUGGCAGUGGCAGCGGCCGCGGUAGCGGUAGCGGCGUCGGCAUGAAUACUGGAAAGGAACAGGAAGAGGCUGCGUUUUGGAUCCCCCAGGCGACACCGGACGGUCGCCUCUUCUACUUCAACACCCUGACCGGGUACAGUACCAUGGAACUACCCUUUGAGAACCCAACGUCGACGAACGAGACGGGCCCGCGGGAUCGCACGAAUUUCUUUGUACCGGAUCAGACGCGUCCCCCACCGGAGAUGAUGGCGCGAGGGUUUGAGCGCGACGAGGAUGAAUACGACGGCUCCGCAUCCGAAGCCGAGGGGGAGUCCAUCACCCUCGCCUCCCACGACUCCAUGUCCCGUCGCCGCCAGUCCUUCAUCGACGGCGUCUCUCCCGCCACCUCCAUGGAUUCCCUGCAUCCGCCCUCGGCGACCACCAAGUCCAUCAAUGAGGCCAAGGGCCUACCACCGGCCCCAGGGUCCAAAUCCCUUCUUUUCACCCACCAGGGCGCCUAUAGCCAUCACAUGGCGGCCUCCAGCACGACAUCCGUCCCCGACCAUCUGCAGCACCAGUCGCCCGCCGCCUCCUCCUCCUCCCUCGCCCUGGCGGCGGUCCCACAGCAUUUUGUGGAUGACGACAUCACCCCGGCCAUCACCUGGCCGAUCCUCGUGAAUAACAUGCGCCAUGCGGUCGAGGCCUAUCGUCAGGCCUUGCUGAACGGCGACCGUUCCGAGUACGUGCGACGGGCGGAGGACAUCUCCGACCAUCUUCGCAUGCUCCUCGCCGCCGGCUCCGACACCACAGACAACCAUUCGGGCAACCCUUCCAUCAUCUCCACCAACAAGACCCUCUACCCGCACUUCCGGGACAUGAUGUCCAAGUUCUCCAAACUCGUUCUGUCGUCGCACAUCGCCGCAGCCGACUGGCCGGGCCCAGACUCCAUCAACAAAUGUCUGCAGGAGGCCGAUGGGGUCAUGCACGGCGUUUAUGGCUACGUGGAUGUCGCCCGCCACCAGCGCGGGGAGACCAUCUGCCGCGUCACUCCAGGCUUCGUGGUCGGCGGCUCAUCGGGCGGGAACUGGCAGAACAAUGGCAUCUUGUUGAACGAGUCCGGCCCAACCUCCUUCCUCGACCAGGAUGGUGGUGGUGGUGGUAGGGAGCUGCGGUCCGAACCCUCGGUAGCCUUGGAUUCCGCGCUCUUGGAUCAGAUCGACAUUCUUCGGCGAUCCUUCGUCGGCAGCAUCCGUCGCCUGGAGGAGAGCCUGGCACUCCGGCAGAAGAUCGUGACCAUUGCCGAACAUGGCGAGAUCGGGGACAAGGUGGCUGCCGCGGCCAUCAAGGUGGUCGAUCAGUUUCGUCCGUGGAUUGCCGCGGUGGAGUCGAUCAACCUUGCUCCUCUAGGGACCAGCUUUCAGAACCCUCAGCUUGUGGACUUUAGCCUGCAAAAGCAGCGGGUGUACGAUGGGAUCGCAGACUUUGUUUUGAGCUGCCAGGCCGUCUCGGCGCCCCUCGGGGACGAGUGGGCCGAGCUUCGUGGUGAUUCCCUUGAGGACCGCUUGAAGAGUGUGCGCGGUAUCGCCAGGCAGCUCGAAAACUUUGUCUCCCAGAUCGGUUUCUCCCUCUCCUUGCUCCUCGAGCAGGUACCAGAGCAGUCGUCGGUCUUCCGGAGUGAGAGUCGGCUGGAUAACAACAACAACAACAACAGCAGCAGCAGCGGCAGCGGCAGCGGCAGCGGCAGCAACAGCAACAUCAACAACAUCGCCGAGAUUGAGUCCUACGAAAAGGUCAUGCAUUCCCGAUCCCAAUCCCAGAAUCGCCUUGGGACCGAGACGAUCGGGAUCCCGUCGUCCUAUGCCGUGGGGCCCAACCCGGACAAGAUGCGACGCAACAUGGACAAGGCGCAGCGGUUCUUUGGCCAGGCACCGCCCGCAGCCAUCACCCGAGAACCCAUCCGGGAACCCGUCCGGGAGCCGGAGGAGACCCCGUGGUUCUUGAAGAUGGACCACGAGGGUGAGGUGUUCUACGACACCAAGAGUGACGUGCCGACCCUGAAAUGCGGCACCUUGGCCGGACUGGUCGAGCAGUUGACCCGUCACGACAAGCUGGAUGCCUCCUUCAACAACACCUUCCUGCUCACCUAUCGUUCCUUCACCUCCGCCCCGGAACUGUUUGAGAUGCUGGUGCAGCGGUUCAACGUCCAGCCGCCCUUUGGGCUGAACAAGGACGAGAUGCAGAUGUGGAUCGACCGCAAGCAGAAGCCGAUCCGGUUCCGUGUGGUCAAUAUCCUGAAGAGCUGGUUCGAGCACUUCUGGAUGGAGCCCAACGAUGAAGCGAACAUGGAGCUGCUGGGCCGCGUGCAUGCCUUCACCAAGGACUCCAUCGCCACCACCAAGACCCCCGGCUCCCCGCAGCUCCUCGCGGUCGUCGAACAGCGCCUGCGAUGCCAGGACACCACGGCCAAACGGCUGGUCCCCACCCAGGCCACCGCCGCCCCGCCCCCGAUCACCCCCAAGAACAUGAAGAAGUUGAAGUUCCUGGACAUCGACCCGACGGAGUUUGCCCGCCAGCUCACCAUCAUCGAAUCGCGGCUCUACUCCAAGAUCCGUCCCACCGAGUGUCUGAACAAGACCUGGCAGAGGAAGGUUGGGCCGGACGAGCCGGAACCGGCCGCCAACGUCAAGGCCCUCAUCCUCCAUUCCAAUCAGUUGACCAACUGGGUCGCUGAGAUGAUCCUCACUCAGUCGGAUCUCAAGAAGCGCGUGGUGCGCCUCGAGGCCCUCAAGGAGCAACGUGCUUCCACCCUUGAACUGAUCGAGAGGCACCGCAGUCUACUGGCUGACCGUGAGGCGUUGAACGCCUCUAGCCAAGAUGCGUCACGCCUCAUGGCUCGGGGUAACAAGGGGGAGAGGCGCGAUCCUGGCAAGCUGUUGCGAGAGGAGAAGAUGAGAAAGCGCAUUGCAAAGGAGCUGCCUAAGCUCGAAGUCGAACUAAGAAAGGAACUGGAACACUGGGAGGACGAGUACGGGCGGCCUUUCCUCGUUCACGGCGAGAGAUACCUAGACGAUUUGACACCCGUGGCCAGGCCUCCGCCACGUUCAAAGACCCCCUCGGGGCUUGUCUCUGUCUCGAGAGCAAAUUCUAUCAAGCAGACCCAGCCUGCUCGGCCGGCCAGUGUCAUGCGAGGCCCUCCUCCCCCACGCUCAGCCACCAAGACACCUACCGGCUCUCUCAGACGCAAUCUUCCCAACGGACUUCCGGCUGGCGGCGCCAAAUCGCCCUCGAAGAUCCCUGCUCGCGUCCCCCUCGCAAACAUGCCCCAGGGUAGUAAUAACCCUGAGCGUCGAGUGCCUGCGGGGCCUACUUAUUCGUCAAACUCCUUGACCAGCAAAAUGCCUCCGCCCCGUGCACCGCCACCGCGAAUGAGAGCCUUGACGACGGAUGCCAAAGAUGAGCGGAAUAGUCACUUAAUGGACCCACCCCGCUGCGCCAGUGCCAUGUCUAAUGGACUGGUCCGACCUGUCAGCCCGGAAGAUGUCUACGAUGACCGUAGCCAGCGUUCCUACUUGAGUAGUUCCAUCUUCUCGCAGCGCUCGACAGGGUUUUCUCAGUCCUCGCAAUCGAUCAGCUCUGUCAGCUCCCUCCAGUCUUCUCUGCAAGGAUACCCCAAGCCAAAUCCUUAUAUUCAGCAUGUCCCACCGCCACCACCAGCAGUGAGGCAGAUCUCCAACUCCUCCUCGGUCCCCACGGUGACAUCUGGCUCGGAGAAUUGGGAGACGUUUGAUGAUGCGUCUGACUCGGAGGCUGACGCGAGAGAUGUCUAUUACGCCAAGCUUCGCGCUUCUCACAGCAACAUCAAAAGAAUUGCUCCUGACGACUGCCAAAAUCUCUCGUUAGCAGGAAAGAAGGCCAAGGGUAUCAGAAGUGUCAGCCCUGACGACCAGACCCCUCAACAUCAUGGCCAAGUGCUCCGAGUGGAAGGCAGCGAUAACGAGUGGACGGAUGAUAUGGAGCCCUACUAA